CUGCGCUGUCACCAACCGUCGCAACGUCCCCAUCCUCCUCAUCUUCCACUUGGCCUUGGCUGACGUGGUCACCCUCCUCACCGGCCCCAUCUACCUCCGGGCCUUGAGUGUUGGCCAGUGGAACAUGGGCUUGGCCGUCUGCCGCGGGGGUCACUACCUCUGUGCCGCUGCCAUGUACGUCAGCGUCUUCCUCAUUGCUCUUCUGGGUCUCCAUCGGUGCUUGGUGGUCUCCAGGCCGACAACGGCGGCGGUGACAGUGGGUGGUCACACUGGACAGUUGGCUCACGGAGUGGUGGCGGUGACUUGGUUGGUGGCUUUGGUAUUGGCCAUCCCAUCCAUCAUCUUCCGACAGGUGAAGGAUGGGCAUUGCCAGCGGCUGCACAGCUCAGACAGUUGGUUGGUGGUCCACAACCUUCUGGAGACCAUCUUGGGUUGGGCUCUACCAUUGACUGCCGUAGCUGCCGGCUACGGGUUGCUGGUCCACCGGUUACGCCAGACCCGCUUGGCCCGGCGCGGUCGUACCUUCCGGCUGGUGGCCGCCGUGGUGGUGGCCUUUGCUGUUGCGUGGGGACCUUACCACCUGGCCAGCGUGCUGGAGGUGGCAAUGGUCGCGCAAGGCGGUGGUGAGAGGUUGAAGGGGGUCACCAAGGCCAUCCGG
Molecule: messenger RNA, 658 nt
Organism: Pelecanus crispus (Dalmatian pelican)
Lineage: Eukaryota; Metazoa; Chordata; Aves; Pelecaniformes; Pelecanidae
Source: RefSeq, a predicted model, not a curated record